UCUUUUAUUUAGCUUUUAAGGGGUUUCUUAAAGUCAUGAAAGAAGAAGUAGGCUCAUUAAAAACCUUAGCCUCUACUGAUGGAACUCCAUCCUCACCUUUACUUCGAAGAACUGCAAAUUAUCAGCCAAGCUUAUGGGAUGGUUGUUAUAUUCAAUCACUCCCUGAUGGCACUCUGGAUGUCGAACAAUUUGGUCUAUGGGGGAAGUUAAAAGAAGAAGUGAGACAUUUGAUUAAUCACAACAAACAAAAGGAUAUUUUUGAGAAGCUUGAAGUUGUUGAUGCCUUGUGUAGGCUUGGGAUUUCAUAUCAUUUUGAAUGGGAGAUCAAGAGCAUGUUGAGUUUGAUAGCUUCAUCAAUGGGAAGCUUAAGAGAUAUUUUACAUAAUAACCUUGAUGGCUCUGCCUUACUCUUUAGGCUUCUAAGAGAAUAUGGAAUUAGAGUCCCAAAUCCAAGUGAAGAUUUUCUGAUUAAGUGCUUCAAAAAUGAGAGUGGAAGCCUCAAAGUUAACAUUAUUAAUGACGUGAAGGGAAUGUUAAGCCUAUAUGAGGCUUCAUAUCUUGCUAAUGAUGAUGAGGAUGAAUUAGAUGAAGCCAAGAAAUUUACUAAUAAAAAUUUAAGUAUUUACCUCAAGGAACCAGUACUUAUUAAUCAUUCAUUGGUUGAACAAAUACGUCAUGCAUUGGAGCUCCCAUUGCAUUGGAGAAUGCCAAGGCUGCACACUAGGUGGUUUAUUGAUGCUUAUGGGAAGCAAGAGAAAAUGAAUCCCCACUUGCUUAAGUUGGCUAAACUAGAUUUCAAUAUGUUACAAAGUAUCUACAAAAAGGAACUCAAGGAGAUGUCUAGGUGGUGGAAGAGCCUCGGUCUUGCUGGGGGUGACUUUAGUUUUGCAAGGGAUAGAUUGAUGGAGAAUUAUUUUUGGUCCAUGGGAUGUACAUUUGAGCCACAUUUUUGGAGAUGUAGGAAAGAAAUUACCAAAAUAGGCAGUUUUCUUACAACCAUUGAUGAUAUUUAUGAUAUAUAUGGAUCAUUAGAAGAGCUCAUGAUCUUUACCGAUGUUGUUAAUGAAUGGAAGACCACUGGAAAUGAAAAGCUCCCAAAUAACAUGAAGAAAACCUUAUCUGCACUUUUCAAUACAAUGAAUGAUAUCGCAGCUGUCACUUUAGCAGAAAGAGGAUUAGACAUUCUUCCACGACUAAAACGACUAUGGAGAGAUCAAUGCAAAGCAUAUUUAGUUGAAGCAAUAUGGUAUCAUACAAGAUACACUCCCACAUUCAAUGAGUACAUGGAAAAUGCUUGGAUAACAAUUGGUGUGCCUUUGUUGCUAACUUGUGCAUAUUGUUUAAGUGAAGACUUGACAUUAGAAGCUCUAAACUGUCUGGAUUUCUAUCCUAAAGUUACUCGAUAUUCAUCAAUGAUUACUCGGUUGUAUGAUGACUUGGCCACAUCAACUGUAAGUAAAUCAAUAUUAUUCAUUAGUAUAUAUUCACAACAUGCAUCAUUAAUCAACUUUGUUUCUGACAUUUUGAUUCAGGAUGAGCUUCAAAGGGGGGACGUACCGAAAUCAAUUCAAUGUUACAUGAUGGAGGCAAAUGUUUCAGAAUCUGUGGCAAGAGAACAUAUGAAAUAUUUAAUUGAAAAGUACUGGAAACUACUGAAUUAUGAGUAUCUUCAUAAUUUGAAUAUGGAGGAAUGCUUCAAACGACAUGUGCUGAACUUCCCUAGAGUGACCCAAUUCUUAUAUCAAAAUGGGGAUGGGUAUGGAAAGCCUGGUAAUGAUACUAAACAGCAAAUAAUGUCUGUGUUAAUUAAUCCAAUUCCAUUAUGAAUUGGAUGGUUGUCAUGUUUU
Phalaenopsis equestris is the source of this 1847-nucleotide messenger RNA. Its product is annotated as alpha-terpineol synthase, chloroplastic-like. Lineage: Eukaryota; Viridiplantae; Streptophyta; Magnoliopsida; Asparagales; Orchidaceae. The transcript has 6 exons. The coding region runs from base 36 to 1826 and encodes 596 amino acids. Gene Ontology annotation, biological process: diterpenoid biosynthetic process. Gene Ontology annotation, molecular function: magnesium ion binding; terpene synthase activity. The record is from RefSeq and is a predicted model, not a curated record.